This is a messenger RNA of Theileria equi strain WA, 486 nucleotides long. RefSeq lists its product as hypothetical. The transcript has a single exon. NCBI's taxonomy places the organism in Eukaryota, Apicomplexa, Aconoidasida, Piroplasmida, Theileriidae. The record is from RefSeq and is a predicted model, not a curated record. The coding region runs from base 1 to 486 and encodes 161 amino acids.
AUGAUAGUGACCGAGUUGGAAGGAAGUUCUGAUGGUUCAGCUGACUCUAACCAUAUUGCAACAGACUACACGGUAAAAGAAUUUAGCAUAACUAACGACGAAGAAGAAAAUGAGGAGCAUUUAGAUGACAAUCUGCGGAAAAUGUACGAUUACUAUGUCUCAGAGGUCAUUGAAGAUAUGGAAAAGGAAAGUGUCGAUAAAAGCAACACAGAUCCAACUGAAGAACAAAUACGCGCUGAUUCAUGUGAAGUUUUGGGUAAGGAGUUCAAGAAUGAAUCCUUCACAAAAACAUUUAAAACACUAGUAGAUAUUGUGGUGGAACCACAAAAUGAUUGUUGUUUGUCUCCCUCCAGUUCUGAUUCAGAAGCGUCUGAGGAUGUUAUUUCCAUCAUCCCAACUAUUUCUAGUUUGUCAACCAACUUUAUAACCCAAACCACAAACAUUUUCAGCUCAAAAAGCACUGAAGAUAUUCAAAAUUCAGGUUAG